CUUCUCUGGCAUUCACGCCUGUGCGUUGUUCACCUGUCGUUAGAUGAAGCGUCAGAAACGGCACAGCGCAUCUGUGUGGGGCUGCGUAUUGCGACCGAUGUUGGCAAGCGUGCGGGUGCCUUGAGCCGUGUUAGUCGAUUAGAGGCUCGUAAGAAGGAUAUGCGCACUCGGAGAGAUGUGCUGAGGCUCGGUGGGGUGGACAUCGUGAUAGAGUGCUUAGGAGAUGCGGAGCUCAACGCCAAGGCAGCGAAUGCACUGGGGGCCCUGUGCAUGUCGGAUGAGAUUGCGGCGUAUGUGCUUUCGGAUGACGUGCGGGGUGUUGUUUUGAGUAAGUUGGAAGGGCUGGCGAUGUCACAGGACUAUUAUAAGAUAGGCGACGCCAGCUUCACGCUCGGCAUGUUGGUGCUACAGGUUUCUGAACCGGCGUCACUCUUCGCAGACAUGACAGCGCUCGCGCAGCAUCUGAGUACAAUGUGCACGGUGUCUAUUGGUGCUGAAAACUUCACCGAAUCCCACCGCAACAUGCGAGUGUUUGUGUGUGUGCUUCUGCACAAGAUAGUGGUGGCUGGCUCUUCCACCACACGGGGAAUUGUAGUGGAUUCUGGCUUCGUGGGUGUGCUGUUGAGUAUUCUGCGUAGCCCGCGCUACAGAGACGACCUCCUACACAUCGCAAUCGCAACACUGAAGGUGCUUUGCAGUGACCGGGCUCUGAGACAGCAACUAUUGGAUCUGCGUGUGUUGGCAUGCAUCAUUCGCUUCUCAGUGGCGAUCGAAUCGGAGGCGUGGGGGCUGCUACCUGCAGAAGUGGCGACCAUCAAGGCCGCCGCAGGUGGUAUAUCGGCCCAACUUACCACUCGAUGACAGACGCUUAGGUAUCAGAGCACAGACUAGCACACACGUACAUCUCAGGGGAUGCAAAUAAGGACUCCAAUACGGUGGGUAUGUUGUCUCAGAUUGCGUUAACGCACAGCUUGAGCUUCUCCGUUGUGGCCGCUACCUACAGGAAAGGUGAUCAUCACGGCUACCGCAAGCGAUAAAUCAGCCCAACACACCACAUGGGUACAGCAAGCAUAGCUGUAUGUAUACUAAGGUCCACGUACAUAUCAGGGGGGUUUAAGGUUUACUGCAACCUGUGUUGGCCUCAAUCACACACCUUUGCCCUGUAAUUUCUGAGGCGUGGGAACUAACGCCCACGAAGUGGCGACAAUUGACCAGAGAGCCGCAAACGAUAUUUCAACUGAUUGUAGUUUGAUAUUGUCACCAAAGCUGAAAGGAUAGACACAAGAAGCUUUCAACUGUACUUAGCAACUGAAACAAUUAUAGAACACAAUUUGUGGACAAUUCGCUUCUUUAUUACCGCAAUUGAAUCGGCGCGAGGCUGCAGUCGCAAAGAGGGGAAUUAUAGAGACCGUCGAAAGGGGCACUACAAUUCAGCAAGGCAGCCCGAAAAUACGAUCAAUGGACCAAGUUAGGUACAUUUUCAGUGAUGCAUGAGCAUUAUAUGCGGGUUAUUCAUUUAGUCGCAUCUACCAGAUCGAUUCUAUCAUUUUGCAUGGGUAUUGAAACUUGCCAGUGUGGGCAAGUGGCGACCAUGAAUGAUGAAAUAUGCGAUAAGCUGGCAGCUCCACUCUUGUGAGGUGUACUUUGUAAGCAGCCUUGCAGAAGAUGUGUGAGAUCUUUAUCUUACGCCAUCCGAGAUGAUGUGUGAAACCCUAAACCUUAACCGUCAAAGAUGUAGGACAGAUAAUCUUAACCAUCAUAGAAUUGAGGACACAGACUCCCAUAGUAGUGCGUCGCUGAGUUGCAAUGUUAUAUUGUAACUCUUGCAACAGUGACCAUGUAGAGCACGUCACUAACAUAGGAACGUACCACGCCACAACUGGGGUGUUUUAUGCCAUGAUCAUGGACGCAUGAACGGUUGACAUAGAAAAUUCGGUACCGCGUUGGCACCAAAGGGCAUGCCUGCGAUGUGGCUUUCACAUGUACCAUCGAUGACACGUGUAAAUUUACACGUAUGCAAUUCUCUAUGUAUAUAUAUAUAACUAUGCCACCUAAUUAUAAUUAUACGUCGAUCCCGCCUCGUAUCAUGCAGGUGUUUAACAUGAAUCGAUUAGUACAAGCGUUUAUCUACCGUUUGUUACUCUGCUACCUUGUUGGCAAAACAAUAGUUUCAUGAUGUAUUGCGAUGAGGUAAUCACAGUUUUCCGUAAACUGCAACCUACUUUCGAGCACGCACAACUCCGACGUAUGGCUUACUGCGCUUAGAUUUUUUUCUUUACUAUAGAGUGCUAAGUGAGAUUUUAGAGACGAGUGCUGAUCAUUCUUCUGAAAUGUGACUGUAAAUCCGUCUAUAUGUCGAUAUAACACAUGAUCAUACAGAGUAUAAAUUUCGGGCAUAUAUUAUAUCAACUCCCUACAGCUUCCAAAUAAAACAAGUCUAUAGUUACAUACUCUUUAUAACGAUAAAAAACGAUGAUAGUCCAAGAAAGUACCUCAGGAUGUCAACUGCGCUAUUUGUCCAGCCUGAAAAAUAAAAGAUUGAGCGAUACGAA
Molecule: messenger RNA, 2552 nt
Organism: Sphaeroforma arctica JP610
Lineage: Eukaryota; Ichthyosporea; Ichthyophonida
Exons: 7
Source: RefSeq, a predicted model, not a curated record